Molecule: messenger RNA, 945 nt
Organism: Colletotrichum godetiae
Lineage: Eukaryota; Fungi; Ascomycota; Sordariomycetes; Glomerellales; Glomerellaceae
Exons: 3
Coding region: 1-945 (314 amino acids)
Source: RefSeq, a predicted model, not a curated record
AUGGUUAUUGAUGAUUUUGAUUGGAAUAACCAAAAAAGCAGCGAGUGUGCUCCCAUGGCAUCCGGCUCAUCUGAGGAAAGUCAACGACACAAUCGCGCCGGCACCUUCUGCGGCUCUUUGGAGAUAUCUCAGCACCGCAAAGGUGCUGCGUGCCGAGCAGCCCAAGCUCACCUUCCGCUCUACCAAGCUCUUCAUCCAUCCAAAACAACACACGGCAACAUUCACGGCAGCAACCCAACUCGGCCCUGCAUCAAUCACAACAACAUCGAAGCACAACCUUCGAGUCAAGAUUGGAAGAAAGAGCCUAGCAGCAUGUCUCAUCCUUGUACUUCCGCAGAUGUCAGUCACGUCACCCAUGAGCCUCCUUCUUACGAUGCGGUUCAGCAAGACAGACAAGUCCAGAACUUCGACGCAAAAGAGUGGGAAAGCGUGCCGAAGAACCUGGUCAUUGUCUACUCCCCUGUUCCCAUUGGAGCAGGUGCCAAUGUCAGCAGGAAAGGAAUCAGCUGGGAAGCCAGGCUCCGAGUAAAGUCCAAGGAUCUUCCGCGCCUCAUGAGAGAGGGCUUCCACUGGACAGUCGCCAACAUCCACCGAGAAGCCGGCUACAUCGAACACCAAGCUAAGGAGCCCGCCAUGGUUGGAGCUGGCUGGAACUGCACACGCAACUAUUAUCUCUCCGACCUCAGCCCGGAUCAGAACUGGACGGCCAAGUUGACAGUCUGCGCCCGGGAUAUAUGGGUCCUCUCGCAGUUUGACGUCGCCAAACUUCGCACUGAGCAAGCCUACGCCGCGGUUGCGUGGACAAAUGUCCAGCCAAGCCAGUACAUCUACAACUUUGACUGUCUGGAUCCCAGAAAGAAUUACAAUGCGAUUUACGACAAUAUGCCGCUGGAAGGAUGGUGGCCAUGGCCAAAGAAACAACCCGACGCUGGCGAUAAGUCUUGA